Ictalurus furcatus (blue catfish) is the source of this 4661-nucleotide messenger RNA. RefSeq names its product forkhead box protein J1-A-like. The transcript has 7 exons. Gene Ontology annotation, biological process: regulation of DNA-templated transcription. Gene Ontology annotation, molecular function: sequence-specific DNA binding; DNA-binding transcription factor activity. The record is from RefSeq and is a predicted model, not a curated record. Bases 311 to 1723 code for a protein of 470 amino acids. NCBI's taxonomy places the organism in Eukaryota, Metazoa, Chordata, Actinopteri, Siluriformes, Ictaluridae.
GUGAAGCUAUUACACGCAUUUCUUAUAUCAUUGACUCCCUCCAUACAGACAGCAAUACAUAAUUACUUCAUAAAAUUCUAAUUCUAAUUCUAAAUUCUUGAUGAUUCCUACCAGUCAGUGUUAAGGCUGCAUCUGUUUUUCCCUCUGCAUAAUAAAGGGCAAACCACCUGCGUGUCAACCCGGACUAGCGUGCACGUAUUUAGAUCCCCUUGUACCGGAGACGCGGGAGCGAAUCGCGCGCAUCAAAGCUAACCAUUAAGGCCCUCUACUUUGGCCUCAACGUGACACGCCAGUCCUAAUAAGGAUUUAAAUGCCAUAUCAGGGCUCAUUGGGGCUGGAGGAAAAAGUAGUGAGUCCUGCUACAAAGGACCUAAUCGAAAGCAACGGUUUCAACAACAGAAGUUCUGACAACAUGGAUGACAGUCUGACCAGUCUGCACUGGUUGCAAGAGUUCUCUAUCCUUAGUGACAGUGGAAGGCAACAAGUGAGUUCUACUAGCCAACAUCAGAGCAAACUCUCUGAGCAGCAGCUGGGUGGAGAAGCUCCUGCAUCUCCUCUAGCAGGCGACCUUGCCUCCAUAGGCAUGCCACUGACCCCUGGUAAGCCCAUAGCAACAGCAGUUCCUGCCCUGUGCACUCUGCCCAGCUUGGUUGCACAUGGACACUGCCCAGAUGAGGUUGACUACAAGACAAACCCUCACAUCAAGCCACCAUACUCAUAUGCCACCCUAAUUUGCAUGGCUAUGCAGGCAAGCAAGAAAAGCAAAAUCACACUCUCCUGUAUUUAUAAAUGGAUCACUGACAACUUCUGCUACUUCCGCCAUGCUGACCCCACCUGGCAGUGUGGUUUUGUCUUCUCUCCAAAUAAAUUAUUUCAGAAUUCCAUCCGUCACAAUCUCUCACUGAAUAAAUGCUUCAUAAAAGUUCCAAGGCAGAAGGAUGAGCCUGGAAAGGGUGGCUUCUGGAAGAUUGAUCCGGAAUAUGCUGAACGUCUCCUGACUGGGGCUUAUAAGAAGCAAAGGAUGCCUCCAGUACAGAUUAACCCAGCUCUUAAAAAUCAACUUGGAAUGAUCUCACAGCCGGUUAUGCCUACGCCAACAGAUGUAACGGGUUUUCUCCAUGUUGGUCCUGAGUCACAGCAGCUCUUAGAAGAAUUUGAAGAAGUCACUGGACUUGACAAGAACUGGGACCCUCACCUAGCAGAAACCACUUUAUCUGAUUGCUCGAGCACAGUAAAAGCCAGCAAAAGAAAACAGCCAUAUGGCCACCGGGCUGGAAGUGCCAAAGCUCUGUGCCGCUCAAGCUCUCCACUGCUGGCCAUGGAGGAACCAAAGGUUCUGGAAUCUCUUAUGGGUAAUUUUGACUGGGAUGCUCUGCUAAAUUCAGCCCUAAAUGAGGAUUUGAGCCUGAAUGAGUGUAAUCCUGUGAGCCCAAUACCACAAGAUCAGAACCUCAUGGUACAUGGCAUUCAUGUUAAUUCCCUGGAGGCCUCUGUCAAUACUACAGAAAGUAACAUGCUAAUAGAAACACAAAAGGACCGUGAUGUAGACCUUGACAAAGAGACAUUCUUAGCCACAGAAUUUUUACAGAGUCCUUGGACAGAAGAAGAAGCGGGGAACCAUCCUGAUUUUCUUUCUAUGUCUACUGUUAAUAUCAAUCAACUCUUUGAUCUGGGAGGCUCACUCAGUGAUGAUAUUGACAGUAAAAUUGAAUCUCUUCUCUGAAUAGUUCAUCAGUAUCUCUUGAGACUAGGGAUGUCACAAUACCAAAAAUCUAGUAGUCAGUACCGAUACCACCAAAAGUACACAAUACUCUAUACCAAGGCGUUCUUCUUCUUCACCACUUGUGGACCGACUAAAACACUUGCGUGUAUUUUCUACCACCAUCAGUUCCAGGCCUUAAUCCUAUUAGUGGAGCCAUGGCGGGACUGAUGGAGAUGAGUAUUCCACUCCCUCAUAUAUCAUUGGCUGAACAGUGCAUUGGCUACUUCCACAACUACCACCAUGACUUCAUUAGUGAGUGAUCAUUAUUAGCUUAAUGGAUCUACUUAUGCAUUCAAUACCAUUUCUGUAAACCCGGAUAACACAACUUUGUAUCAGAACUAGUAUCAAGGAGUGUUUUCAGGAUAGAUAUUCCACUGUUGUCACCACAACUCCAAUGUUGUUCCUGAAGCAAAAAUGGAGAGCACAGAGCAUCCACUGGUUCAGGAAUCAUCUCCAAGCUCAAUUUACCCCCUUUUUCCAGAAAGAAGGGCUGAAAGGGUGGAAAACUGGACAAGAGAGAGGUAGAAAACGUUGUUUUUUUUCAGCACAGGUCUGUCUCCUGGGUAACUGUGGGUGCCAUUGUCAAGAGGACCGGAUGCAAAAUGGGAGAGGGCCCAUAACAGUUGCUGCAAAACAGACAGAGAAAGGGCCUGGUGUUACCCAAGAUUUAUCACAGUGAUUGUGCAAAGUUUUUAAAUGACACUUAUCUAGCUGAUGUGAUUUACUAAAACAUCAAGGAGUGUGCAUGAGUGAAUUCAUAGGACACAGGACAAACUUUGAAUUGCUUCUCCAUUUCUAAAUGGUAUGAUGACACUGAAAAUGAAUAAUUUGCAUAUCUGCAGUCUUCUGACUGAAAGUGUAUGCUCCAUAAAAUCUUAAAGAUGAAGUUUAAUGCCCUUGUUGAUAUAACUAGGCUCUUCUUUGUCAAGUAUAGCAUUUUGUUUCCAUUUACUAAACUGUAAAAAAAAAAGAAAAAAAAAGAAAAAAGGUAUACUAUACUGCAUACAAAAUGCUACUUUGUAGAGAUGAGGAAAGUAAUGGAGCAUUUAGCCUGAACUCAAAUUAGUAGAAGGAGGAGCACUCGGAUUACAGAGUGUGGUCUCACUGUGCCCUCUAAAAGGAUUCUUCACAGUGGUUUUUCAAAUUGUUACCAAUUGUCACUUCUGUUGCCAAUAAGCAAAAAUAGCCAAAUAUAUUUAAGCAAAAAAUAUCCUCACCUUACAGACACAGAUGCAUCUGAAAAGUAGAUGUCAAACAAGAGCAGAUAAUCAUUGUAUGCAGAGUUGCUGGUGGUGGGUUUAUGGUGUGUGUAUUCUCUGAGCCAGUGCCUCUUUGUGAGUGAGACACUAGUGUCAGGGUAAUCCGACAUCCAUCACCAAGUUAGCGGGCAAUACACACAGUGAGCAAGUGCAGAGAGAACAAUACCUAGUGAAACUGUGGGAGGCCUGUUAUUCGUUACACAAAGCUGUGACUCUCUUUUGUAGGUGUUUGGGAAGCAGAGGGGGAUGAGAUGGCAAAAGAUUGCCAUGACAAAACUGUUUACCACCUUAGCCAGUUAAGAGGGAUCAUCAUGCCCUGGAGUGACAAGCUGUCAUUUUAUAUCAUUCUGUUCUUUCUAUUAUAUUUUUUAUUAUAGUAAAUGUGUUCUGUAAUCUACAAGUGAGGAUAUAAUGCUGCCUGUGGUUUCAGGCAGAACAGGGAUACUUGUAUCAGGUACCUAAAAUGUGUUUUGGAGAAGCAGGUGGUGCCACCUGUGAGCAAAAAGCACUUCAAGAAGUAGAAGUGCCCAGUCUGUUCCUGUGGGGUGAUCUUUAGCCUCAUGCAUGGGAUCAGACAAACACUUAUUAACUGAGAGGAAUACAAAGAAGCCAGACCUUAAAGGCUAGACACAGUAGAAAGAGAGAAAGAAAGGAGGGGUAUACUCCCCCCCCAACCCCAUCACCACCUCCACUACAUACAAACAGCAAAAGGACUCAUUCAGUGAAUAUGCUAGAGCAUUUUAGAAAAAUAUCAUUCUAAUAAGGGUGGAAUAUUGUUACUUCAUACUGAGCAGUGUGUUGCCCUUACUCAACUGUACUGUUCACUUUACUCAUUUUGUAUUAGCAGAUCUAAGAGCACAGAUGAAUUAUUGUAAUUACGCACUCCAUACUAGGCCAGAGUGUAAUCAUGUAGGUCCGUGUACCAGUCCGUGUACGUUCCCAGCCGGCACACGACCAACCUUCAACAUUGAAAUAUGGUUGAAAUAAUGUCAGUUGUCGCUUCAACGUUGAAACAACGAUUAAUGCUAAAUGGUUGCAGAAAGACUUCCGAGCUGUAUUGUCUGGAACUUUCCACGACCUGGAGGCGUAAUCUUGCGAGAUCACACGAGACUGUAGCAUUGUGACGUGUCUGCACUUGCAUGAAGCGCGGCAAUCUGCGUAGUACCAAAACGGACAAUGAGAUCAAGAAGACUACAACGAAAAAGCGCAGCAAAGCUUACGCCAUUUAACGCUUUUAGAUUUAAAGGUAAAUCAAUAUUUGUAACUAGUGAUGUGAGAAACGAAGCUUUUCGAAACUCUGAAUCAACUGAACCAAAUGCUUCGAAAAAUGAUUCAGUGUUUCGAAGCACUCCAAACACCAGACUUUGGCGCCACCUGCUGGUGAAAAGCUUGUAAAAGCAACGAGAACUCAGUCCAAACAUAAUGACACCUUUUACAAAACAAUUGCAAAUGUUUUCAUCAAAGUGUAAUGUUUUAAACAUAAUUUACAGAUAAAUAAGUACCAUUAAAUAUUAGUGCUUCUAUUGUGUGUUUUUAGUUACAGCAUUGGCUAAUCAGGCCAUUUAUACACAAUUAACGAUCACUCUUCCUUUUUAAUUAUAUACACAUGGGUUUGUCAUUAAAGCUGUCUAUAAAAACUA